Molecule: messenger RNA, 783 nt
Organism: Adineta steineri
Lineage: Eukaryota; Metazoa; Rotifera; Eurotatoria; Adinetida; Adinetidae
Source: the annotation of a GenBank genome assembly
AUGCUUCUAGUAUGCAAUUCAUCCGUAGCUAUCAUUCUUUCAAGUUGUGUUUUACUCAAGAUGGCAAUAUUCACAUUACAACAUGAUUUAAACCAGAGUAGUGAAAAAAAUCUUUCAUUCUGUGUUAUUUUAGGUUUCUUAUUAUAUGCUACGGUUAGUGUUCAGAAUUAUUCAUAUUUAUUAACAGCUGUGUACCAAUAUAUGUCUGUAGUCUAUUCAAAUAAAAUUAUGUGGCGAACAAUUAAAAUUCAAUGGUGUCUUAUAAUUGUAAUUUGGAUUGUCUGUAUUAUAGAUAUCCUUCCAGUGUUCGUGACUGGACAAAUAACUUACAAUGUUAACAAUCAAAGUUGUCAAGUACCACUUCGUCUGUCUCUACCACUAAUCUAUGUGGCAGCAAUUAUCUAUAUGAUUCCUAAUUCCGGUAUUGUUGUUGUUUAUAUUAAAUUAACCCAAUAUGUUCAACAAAUGAGUUCUCGUACUAUAUCAAAUAAUACUAUAUUUCAUGCUCGACGAGAACUAAGACUGCUUAAACGUACUUUUAUUCUUAGUAGUACUCUUAUUGUCCUUGGUUUACCAUAUAUGAUAUUUAAUUUGAUAUCCUUUUUUACAACUCCGCCAAAGUAUGAUCUUCGUAUUGCUUAUAUAUGUAUUGAUAUAUCCGUAUUAGUGGUUGUAAUAAUUGGAUACUGUUUUACACCAAACAUUGGAACAAUUAUUCGAAAAAUAUUAUCUCGAUCAGCUCCAGUCGAACCAAUGACAAUAAGAUAUACAGCUGGAACAUAA